Syngnathoides biaculeatus (alligator pipefish) is the source of this 4759-nucleotide messenger RNA. RefSeq names its product gamma-secretase activating protein (gene gsap). The record is from RefSeq and is a predicted model, not a curated record. Bases 246 to 2921 code for a protein of 891 amino acids. Gene Ontology annotation, biological process: positive regulation of amyloid-beta formation. Lineage: Eukaryota; Metazoa; Chordata; Actinopteri; Syngnathiformes; Syngnathidae. The transcript is spliced from 35 exons. Gene Ontology annotation, cellular component: trans-Golgi network.
UCAAAUGUAAUUACGUUCACGAUGAACGGAUGGAAGUCUCAACGCCUGCGUGAAGCUUAAUCUGACGAUGUAUGAACUCCAAAGCCAUCAGCAAAACCAGGAGGCACCUGAAGUCGCAUUAAUGGCAAGAAGUACGUUUGUCAUCAUUGGGAUUCCCUGGAGUCUAGUUCUUGCGUCCGCAACAAAUGAAAGGCUGCCAGUUGUAGGUGCACUGCUUGAUCAUCUGGCCUCAUUGAAGUGACUGGAUGGUGGCGGUGUGGUGGUGCGAGUCCAGCCCGGUUGGAGUGACGUCUCCCUCCGCCUAUGGCAGCACGACAAAGACGGGGAGGAGCCGUUUGCAGCCAGAAUUUGACCUGCGCAGAGAUGUGGAGGCUGACAUCCGCGGGAAGGAGGCGGCCGUGUGCAGGGUGAAAGAAUAUUCUGGAGCUCUGGACAUUUUAAUCCUCAACAUUGAGAGAGAUGGGGGCAUCCUUUACUCAUGGAAGGGAUCAACUGGGACCACUCGUGUCGGGAAAUAUGACUCAAGCAGCAAGCAGAAUAAGCUCCUGUACACCUUCGACAAUCACGUCUGCGUCAGCAGCUGCUCCCUAAACAAGGGGGAGACGUUGCUAGCUGUCAGUUUGGCACAAAACAACGGUGGAGAGGAGCGCCUCAAACCAAUAUCCCGCUGCUUGACGCUCCUGAUCGAGAUCCAUCCGAUCAACAACACCAAAGUCUUGAAGGCGGUCGACUGCAGGGUCAAAGUGCAGUUUCUCCAUCCUGAAACCAAGCGCAGAUCGGUGCAGGAGAGCCACCUGCUGCUGCUAAGUGAGGACGGAUAUGUGGACCAGUACCACGUCACGCUGACGAGACACGAGGGUUACAAAGUGCAGGUGCUGGCCAAUCCCGAGCGUUUGUCCAAGACGGCCGAGCGGGUGGUGGAGGAAUUCUGCUGGGUCCAGUGGGACGUCCAGACGCAGAGGCUCUAUUAUCUCACCCACGCGGGUAAGUUCCUGCUACGAUGCGUGCAGUUCUACGACAACCAGAAUUGUGAAACUGUGCUGGAGCUCCCAUUAGAGUUGCCUGCGAAAGCUUUCAGCACCGUUAAGUUUGUGAACUUGGGUUUUGACCACCAUCAUGCGGAGGAACCGCAGCGAGUAAAGAUGGAAGUGUUCACAAACCGAUUAGGAAGCAUGUGCGUGUGCUGCAGUCGACCCGCUCGCCACAAACCGGAGCUCAUUUAUUCUGUGGUGUUGGUUCACAAAGACUGCAGCAAGACUUUCCGGGUCACUUUGGGCCAGGCGACGCGGGACACCGCGCCGCUCCAUCCGCUCCUCAUUCCUAUAGGUUACUACGUGGUGGUGUAUCUGCGCGGCCGCUUCCUGCACUGCAUCAACACCAGACAGCAGGAGAUGCUCUGCCACUCGCUCUUCCUGUCUGGUGACGAUGCAGAUUUGGGGCUAUCGUCAAAGUCCGAAGGGUUCACGGUGCUGCACGCAGAGGACGAGUCAAGUGUGGCCCUGUUGGACCUGCCAAAUGGGACCAUUUAUGGUGUCCAGCUCAGCCCAGCCCACCUCCUGCAGAUUCUACGAUCAGACCCCACUUCCGGGAGACCCAACAACAUGGUUGACGCUCAGCGCCUGGCCACCCUCCACUGCCUUCUCCUUUCCAGCACAAAUGACCCAAACGUGGAGCUGGAGAUUAUUGAGUGGCUGUGUGACAAUGUGAAGGCAUUUGAAUCCUUUGACCCCAUCCAGGAGUUCAUUCUAGCAUCUUUAUACAAAAUUAGCUACCAGAGGUCCCUCAACCUGGAUAAACUGCUGCCUUGCUCAUCGGUGUUUGACAGGAAGGAGCUACCAGCGUGUCUGACCGAGAUCCCCGGUGUGCUGUGCACCACUCGGCUGCAUACCGAGUCCGUCUUUAAAGGGAAGGCCAGGACUGUCCAGAGCUUCUGGUCCGAGCUACAGUGGAACACGGAGAGGACGACGUAUUUGGACGUCGAUCCCCACCCCAGAUACAGAACCUCACACGUUCAGGCCUACUGGAGCAAACUUAUGACAGAAGAACCCUCAAGCCACAUGGCUCAUGUGUUGGAGAACACGAAGAAGGUUCUUUCCAUGGUGGACACUUGGCGUCACGACAAGAAGCUGGUUCCGCUUUUCCAAGAGGAGGACCAACCCCAGAAGCUGCUCAUAGGCCUGACGGUGGAGAAGCUCCGAGAGCACCUGAACACACACCUGCCUCGGCUGGGCAAGAGGAAGAUAGACUCCCUGGUCAUCAACUAUGUAGCCAAACUGCUGGAGCUCAUCAGACACAUGCUGGAGUCUGUCUGGCUGAAGCACAAGCUGGGUCCUCUUGUUCUGUGCUUCACACAGCGGGCCAGUCCGGGCGAGUGGGCAGUGUUUCACUUCAUGCUCCGGAUCCUGGACGCCACCAGGGGUCUCUGCGUGCCCCUCCCGCCUGGUUACCAUAGUCUGCUCGCGGCGUUGGCUUUGCGCUGCCUCCCCCAUCACACUUUCCUCCAGUACGUCGACCACCGCUUCCUUCAGCUGACCGACACCUUUGUGUCUCGACUCAUGACAGAUUUGGAUAACAGUGCAGCGAACGAGAAACUGAAGUUCGGUGUAUUAAAGAGACUUCCCGAGGCAAACAGAUUCUACCACAUGUGGGAUCAUCCUGUCAGUUCGGCCUCCAUCUCCAGAGAUUACAUCGGGAAUCUGUUGGGGGGACGGAACAAAAACAAGGGAUUUGCUCUGACCGGCAGAGACAAGGCACGCUUCAGAACGGACGUCCUGCCUCUGACGUACCUGACCAAAGUACUUUCUGACAUAGAGGAGCAAGCUCUGAACCCCUUCGAGGAGCGGGAGAACGUGGACGCCACAUUUGUGGAGGAGACGGCUCUGAAACAGACACUCAUUCUGCUGGGAAUUGAGAGAAAAUGAACCCCGCUUACAAAGACAAAAUGGAAGACAAGGGAAUGAUGAAUAACAUGAGCAAUGAAAGAUGAAUGGGAAGAUGGAAGAUGCCAGCGGAGAUGUUGGCAGGACUCGAGAUAAAGGGAGAAAACCCACAUUUUGUUUACACUUUGAUUCAAGUCAGGGAAGCCUUCUUGUGCUCAGUCAUUACAACGGUAUAAACAAGCAUCCAAAAUCUCUGCCCUAACAAUACAUCAAUACUGGGUACACCUGUGCAAUUUAAUGAGAUCAGGUAGAAUUUAUGGAUCAAAAAUUGAGAAGAAAGUUCGAACUUGUUCAUUUAGUCAACUGAACAUAGGAUCAAGUGUCUAUACUUACGGUAUUUAUAAGGGCGCUGUCCCGUCAUGUUGAUGUAUUUUUAAAAUCAAUGUAUCAUUUCUCAUCAAUAAUUUAAAAAUGGACAAAGCAAUAACUGUAACAGGGAAAUGGCAUCUAAUUUGAGAAGAGAGCUCACUUUUCUAGGAAAUGUGCUCAAAUACUCAAAACCUAUUUUUGCCAGAAUUUUUGCCCCACUUCAAUGAACUUUGUGUCGUUCCGCCUGGAGUGUGCGCCUUGGCCGCAGUAUAAUAAUAAUACUCUAUGCAAGUUGACGGUAAUAUUGAUUAUUCUUCACAGAGGAUAAAGAAUACAUGCCUGUGAGUAUUCUUAUAUUGUCUGUCUACAUGUGAUGUGCAACUGUUUAUGUUCAGAUUCACACCGUAGUCCUUGUCAUUAGCUUGUCGAAAGCUAAGCAGUUGAUUUCGAUAGAUAACGUGAUUGUCUUUGUUUGACGUUCAGCUACUGAAACUCAGCAUUAACUGGGAGUGGCAAACAGCCUGGAGCCUCUUUUUUGAAGAACUUUUUACAAUCUGCAAAACUGCCGCUUGUUGUGAAGAGAGUUGAGUUCGCUGCCACAAAUACAGUGUUCGUAAUACUAAUUUAUGAUCAGGAGUCAGAGCAAAAAAUUGCACCAAACAACACCUUUUGUCUCCGUAAAUUCAGGUCACUUGUAGUUCAAGGCGCCACACGCACAUGCUUUCUGUCGGGCUUUGCUGACCGAGUUUUGUAUGGUCCUUGACGGGAUUAUUUCACAGCUCCUGGUGAAGGACACCCUCACGUGUUUAGACUCGGACCGCGAGGAUAUUCCUACGGCUAUAACAGUUAAUGUCGAAUGAAAGGCCGGGGACGUUUUAAAACGGGAUGCAAUUAUUACUUCAGAGCGGCUCUAAAGUGAGGAGAUAAUGUGAAAUGCAGAGGGACACAUUUGAGGAAUUUAAAAGAUGGGCUAAUAUUUUUGAAAAAUUCGUUGCAUUUGCUUGUCGUUUUUUUUUUUUGACAGUGCUGACAAAGGUAUCAGAUCGCACGUGGAUUCCCAGAAAGGCAACAAAUACAAUUCGUCAGAAGCAUCCCAUAUCCUUAUUUGGAGGCUCCGGAAAAGUGCUCUGCGACCCAUUUCGUCUUGACCGUUCAACACCACGUUUGAUCAUUUCCUGUAACCGUUUGACAGUCAGACUAUUCCAAUGUUUGAAUACAUGUGUCUCGUUUUGAGAUGAGAGAACAAAGCGACUGGGCUUCAUUAGACGUUUAUUUGCAAAACACAUUGCAGAAAGAUGUCUAGCUUUAGGAGAGCAUGGCAUCAAACCAAAGGAACAAAAAGGAGAUGAAAAGACAGAUGCAAUCGCCUGUUUUGAACAAUGACCGUGAGGGAUCGAUCGAUCAUUGAUUUUUUUUUUUUUUUUGACAAAGCACUCUCUAAAAAAUGUCUUGUGUGUGGUAUGAGUUGGUUUUUUUUUUUUGCAUAGGCUUUGAAUAAAAGGGGCAAAAUG